CACAGCUCCAAUAGAUUGAGCAGGUCAGAACCAGAUCGCAGGGCAAGUGAAGCAAACGUUAAAAUUACAAGAAAUAUGCAAGGAUUCCAAGUGCUUUGCCUGCUGUUGGCUGCUGUGAGCCUGGCCAGCUGUCGUUCGGUGGUGCGUCGUGAUGUGAGCCACCUGCCGCUGGAGUACCUUCCUCCAGUGGUGCUGCCACCUGUGCCCAGUCGCGAUUAUCUGCCGCCAGUAGAGCAGCAUGCGGCCACCUUGAACCAUGUGCUCCAGCCGCCCCGCGACUACCUGCCUCCCCUGCCACUAAACAACAAGUACUUGCCACCUGUGGUUGAGCAGGUGGAGCAGGAGCAGGAACCCGAGGUGCCCACCACAACCGAGGUAGUAAUUUCAGAAGAAACCACCACAGUGGAGCCAACCACCGAGGCAGUUAUCGUCACCACCGAACCGCAGCAGGAAGUUGAGAUAAUCACGGAACCGCAGGAGGAGUUGGAAGUGAAGACCCUGGAGAAGGUGGAGGAGGUGCCCAAGGAGGAGCCGGAGGUAGAGUCCGCAGUGCUCCUGGACGAUGGAUACCACUAUCGCACUCCCUCUGUGGUUCCCGACUUGCUGCCCGUGAAGGAGUACCUGCCUCCCCUGGACGACAAUGCCGUCGUGGAGGAGCUGCCCAAUGGCGAGGAGGACUCCUCCGCCCUCCUGGAUGAUGGCUAUCACUAUCGCUCCGUGAAGCGACUCCGCUUCUAGUCCUCAAAAGCCACUCGCUUUAUUUUAUUCCACUACGAAUUUCUGUUUCUGUUCUGUGCGACACUUGUUGUUUAAUUUUACAAAAUAAAUAUACAAAUACUUUGCCCA
Drosophila rhopaloa is the source of this 846-nucleotide messenger RNA. RefSeq lists its product as uncharacterized. The record is from RefSeq and is a predicted model, not a curated record. Lineage: Eukaryota; Metazoa; Arthropoda; Insecta; Diptera; Drosophilidae.